AUGGACCCAAUCAAAUAUAUCUUUGAGAAACCAGCUCUUACUGGAAGGAUUGCUCGUUGGCAGGUCCUAUUGUCAGAAUAUGAUAUUGUGUAUGUUACUCAAAAAGCAAUCAAAGGCAAAGCUCUCAUAGAUUUCUUAGCUUAUCAACCAGUGAAUGAUUAUCAAUCAAUACAAUAUGAAUUUCCUGAUAAAAAUAUAAUGGCAUUGUUUAAUGAGAAAGAAUCUUUAGCAAAAGACGAAUGGGUCAUGAUGUUUGAUGGUGCUUCUAAUGCACUCAGACACGAGAUUGGUGUUAUACUGAUUUCUCCAAAGAAGCAAUAUAUCCCAAUCACAGCUAGAUUAUCAUUCGAUUGUAUGAAUAAUAUAGCUGAAUAUGAAGCAUGUGCUAUGGGAAUUCAAGUAGCUAUAAAGUCUAAGAUCAAAAUUCUUGAGGUGUAUGGUGACUCAGCCUUGGUCAUCCACCAGCUGAAAGAGUAUUUCGAUGAAAUUACUUCCCAGCAUAUUCCUCGUGAGGAGAAUCAAUUAGCUGAUGCUUUAGCCACUUUAUCAUCAAUGUUUGUAGUGAGUCAAAAAGAAGACAUGUUGUUCAUAAAGAUGCAACAGCUUGAUCAUCAUGCCUGUUGUCAAAUGGUUGAAGAAGUAAUUGAUGGUAAACCUUGGUAUCAUGACAUUAAAAAUUUCCUAAAACACCAAGAAUAUCCAUUAAAUGCUGCUGAAAAUAACAAAAGGACAUUGAGGAGGUUAACAAUGAGUUUCUUUCUGAAUGGAGAUGUGCUCUACAAAAGGAAUCAUGAUAUGGUUCUGCUUAGAUGUGUGGAUGCUUAA
Molecule: messenger RNA, 825 nt
Organism: Abrus precatorius (Indian licorice)
Lineage: Eukaryota; Viridiplantae; Streptophyta; Magnoliopsida; Fabales; Fabaceae
Exons: 2
Coding region: 1-825 (274 amino acids)
Molecular function (GO): nucleic acid binding; RNA-DNA hybrid ribonuclease activity
Source: RefSeq, a predicted model, not a curated record